UGCUGCUGCAAAUGAAAUGCCAUCUUCAAGUGUUCAAGCUCCACCAUCAGAAGGUACAGAACAUGUGGUCGUAAAUGAUGAUGAUGAUAAUGUACAAGUUGGAUGCAAAAGGAAGCUGAAAUCUGAUGUGUGGCUUGAAUUUGAACAAGUAACAGUUGGGGGUAAAAUGAAAGCUGAAUGCACUUGGUGUAAAAAGCUACUAGUUGGAGAUAGUAGAGCCGGUACUAAUCACUUGCGUGGUCAUCUCAUCGUGAAAGAUGGCAUGACUGUUAUGGAAAAGGGUGUUGAAAGAAUACGUGAUAGUGUUGGGUUUUGGUGUGCCACGCCAAAAAGGCAUGAACGUUUUGAACGGACAGCAAAUCAAAUGAAUAUUAAAUAUGGUAGAAGGAUAACUCUAGAUUGUAAGACAAGAUGGAAUUCAACCUACGUUAUGCUUAGCAUUGCAUUAGAAUACCAAUCAGUUUUUGAUCGACUUGCAAGUAAAGAGAAGCUUUGUGCUCAUUUUAAGCCAACAACAGAUGAUUGGGAGUUUGCUAGGGAGCUUUGUGGUAGGCUGAAAAUAUUUUUUGAUGCAACUGAGCUAUUGUCAGGCACUAGUUAUGUAACAGCUAAUCUUUUUUUCCCCAAAAUUUGUGGAAUUUAUUUGGCCAUUGAUAAAUGGAGAACUAGUGCCAUUCCAAAGGUAGAAGAGAUGUCUGUCUUGAUGAAAGAUAAGUUUAAGAAGUAUUGGACAGAUGUACAUGGGCUUAUGGAAGUAGCCACUGUUUUAGAUCCUAGGUACAAAUUGAAGUUCAUGAAAGCUUUUUAUAGCACCAUUUAUGGGGAAGAAAGUCCAACUACAGACGAUGAAGUGUGUAGAGUCAAAAAUUUGUUGUAUGAGUUGGUGUUAGAAUAUCAAGAAUCUAUGGAGGGCAUGGCAACAACAGAUGCUGUAGGUGCAUCUAGUAGGGGCUGUAGGGCCCCCAACGAAGGAGAUGACUUGAUGUUUGGAAUCUUUGAUAAAUUCUUGUCGGAAGAACCUGAUUGUUCAUCUUUUGUGCGCACUGAGUUGGAUUUAUAUUUGGAGGAGCCAACACUGCCAAGAACUCAAGAGCUAGACAUAAUUAAUUGGUGGCAAUAUGCAGGGAUCAAGUACCCCACUUUGAGAAAGAUUGCUCGAGAUAUCAUGGCAAUUCCAGUCACAACUGUUGCAUCUGAGUCUGUAUUCAGCACUGGGGGAAGAGUAAUAAGCCCACAUCGAAGUAGACUAGCACCAAAAACAGUUGAAGGAUUGAUGUGUAUGCAAGCUUGGUCUCGUGCUAACAUGUUAGGCGAUCAAUCCUGUUUUGUGAAUGCUCUAAUGACAUGUUUGGAGGAUGAAGAAGAAGAAAUGGAUGAAGCAGAUUCUACCAUAGUUGAUUGAAGUUGAAGCUUGACCAAGUGAUUUGUUUGGAGGAUGAAGAAAUGGAUGAAGCAGAUUCUUGUAUUCUACAAUGGUUGAGUGUUGCUGUUGGUGCAAUAUUGAAUUGGUCUCUAUGUGUUAUGUUAUUCCUACCGCUAUUGGCUUGGUGUAUAAUGCAUUAAUGCUGUGGACCUGUGAACUAUUUGUGUUUGACACAUAGGCAUGAACUUAUUCUCAUAUGUAUCAUGUAUUCAUGUUACUGCUGUUAUUAUUGUGAGACUGAUGUAAUCAUGUAAUGAUGCUGGUACCAUUUCAGUUUGAGACAUGAAUUUAUUGUUGCAAUGUUGCUGUUUUGUCUAAGAUUAUUACCUGUGAACUGUUUUUUGCUGCUGGGCCAGUGGGCCUUCACCUGGCGUCAGCCGGUCUGCUGGUCACAGCACGCACACCCGACGGGGACCCGAAACCCACCCGAAACCCGACGGGUGCGGGUGCGGGUGUGGGAUUUCACCCGCGGGUGUGGUCGCGGGCGGGUUUGGGCUUAUUCCGCGGGUGCGGUCGCGGGUGGGUUUUUUCUCCACCCGACCCGAACCCGACCCGUUGCCAUCUCUACCACGAGGGCCACGACCACCACCACCCCCGCCGCCGCCGCGGCAAACUGCUGCUGCCCAACCGCGGGAUGGAGGUGGACGCCACUGCCUUCUGCCCGCCGCCCCAGCCCGCGCCUGCCGCCUCCCCGGCUUCAAAGCCGCCUGCGCCGGUGCUGGGCGCCGGUGGAGCGGUCGCGCCGGUGGCAGGGCACGGCCGCGGCGGAGGGAGGCAGUACCGCGGCGUCCGGAUGCGCAAGUGGGGCAAGUGGGUGGCGGAGAUCCGCGAGCCGAACAAGCGGUCGCGGAUCUGGCUCGGGUCCUACUCCACCGCCGUCGCCGCCGCGUGCGCCUACGACACGGCCGUCUUCUGCCUCCGCGGCCGCUCCGCGCGGCUCAACUUCCCCGACCAGCUCGACGGCGCGGCGGUGGCCGACAACCCCGAGGACGGCGCGGGGCUCACAGCCGCCGCCAUCCGCAAGAAGGCGGCCGAGGUCGGCGCCCGCGUCGACGCGCUCCACUGCGGCGGCGGCACCUCUCCGCAGCCGCUGUCGUUCCAUCGCCGCCGCCCCAAGAACCCCGACCUCAACCGGGAGCCAACCCCGGAAACCUCAGACGACGAGUAAAGCGCGCUGAUUAGGGUAGCUAGCUAGCUAGGCAGGCAGGCAGGCAGGCAGCAGUAGCAAGUAAAGCAAGCAACCAGGUGGCGGCGGCGGGUCCAAACGGAUGAGCGUGGGCGGGUGCAGCGCAAGGUGUUCGGUGGAAUGCGGAUGGGCUCGGAGGUGUCCAAUAAUGGAGCCGCGACGUCGACGUCAGGGCCGGAAGCCGUAGUAAAGUGGAAUAGCGCGCGGGCUGUGCCGUUUGCCCGGAGGCGACGGCUCUAGCAGUAGCAGGAGACAGACGGGUGCGUCCGUGCCUCAGUCAGUGUGUGCGAGCAUGUUGCUCAGCAAGACGGCUAUGUUCAUCUCCCCUUCUCACAUAAAGACGUGUGCAAAGAAAAAAAAAAGAUACUGUACUACCCGGCAAGCAAGAUGGGCAAGAGCUUCCUGAAUCUUUUCCUUGUUAAUUGCUGAUUUUGAUUUGGGUUUUGAAGGCAACAUGUGUUGUGAUCAAAUCUCUGGGCUCUGUUUGAGACGGUGGAAUU
Molecule: messenger RNA, 3109 nt
Organism: Zea mays
Lineage: Eukaryota; Viridiplantae; Streptophyta; Magnoliopsida; Poales; Poaceae
Product: ethylene-responsive transcription factor RAP2-9
Exons: 3
Coding region: 2058-2591 (177 amino acids)
Biological process (GO): regulation of DNA-templated transcription
Molecular function (GO): DNA-binding transcription factor activity; DNA binding; protein dimerization activity
Source: RefSeq, a predicted model, not a curated record